AUGGGGACUGAUGCCAAUAGCAAGCUCUGGCUGUGGACAUGGAGGAUAUUGAUAAACCAUGGAGUGAGCAGUUCACUGGUGCAGAAAGUGAAGAUAGAGACUCAGGAGUUUUUAAAUCUGCCAAUGGAGGAGAAGAAGAAGUAUUGGCAAAAAGCAGGAGAUAUCGAGGGAUUUGGACAGGCGUUUGUUGUGUCUGAGGAGCAGAAGCUGGACUGGGCAGACAUGUUCUUUGUGACCAGCCUCCCUUUACAUUUGAGGAAGCCACACCUAAUUCCCACGCUCCCUCUCCCUUUCAGACUAGUCUCUACUUCUUUGAUUUAUCUUUUUUUUAAAUGUAGAGAAACAUUGGAUGCUUACUCACUAAAACUAAAUGAUCUUGCCAUUAUAAUCCUGAAUCAAAUGGGAAAAGCUCUGAGAAUUGAAGAUGACUAUAUGAAACAAUUGUUUGAAGAAGGGAGACAGGGAAUAAGAUUGAACUACUAUCCUCCAUGUCCACAGCCAGAGCUUGCUAUUGGCAUCAAUCCCCAUUCCGAUGGCGGCGGCCUUACCAUCCUCCUCCAGCUCAAUGAGAUGGAUGGUCUUCAAAUCAGGAAAAAUGAGAUGUGGGUUCCUGUUAAACCCCUACCAGGUGCUUUUAUCAUCAACAUUGGAGACGUUUUAGAGAUUGUAACCAAUGGAGCUUACCCUAGUAUUGAGCAUCGGGCCACUGUAAACUCUACGAAAGAAAGGCUCUCAAUUGCCACAUUGUACGGCCCAAAUACAAACCGCGAUAUGGGUCCAGCGCCGAGCCUCAUAACACCAGAGAAUCCGGCAUUGUUUAAGAGAAUAAGUGUCGCAGACUACUACAAUGGAUACUUUUCCCGCGAACUGCAGGGAAAAUCAUACCUUGAUGGCUUGAGGAUUAAAAAUGAGGACAAGAGUGGUUGA
Pistacia vera is the source of this 927-nucleotide messenger RNA. Its product is annotated as protein SRG1-like. The transcript is spliced from 4 exons. Bases 1 to 927 code for a protein of 308 amino acids. Lineage: Eukaryota; Viridiplantae; Streptophyta; Magnoliopsida; Sapindales; Anacardiaceae. The record is from RefSeq and is a predicted model, not a curated record.